Molecule: messenger RNA, 1257 nt
Organism: Paramecium tetraurelia
Lineage: Eukaryota; Ciliophora; Oligohymenophorea; Peniculida; Parameciidae
Exons: 4
Biological process (GO): protein dephosphorylation
Molecular function (GO): protein serine/threonine phosphatase activity
Source: RefSeq, a predicted model, not a curated record
AUGGAAUAAUACUUGUUAGAGUUUAUUAGAAAAGUAUAAUUUGAUUAAAAUAUCAAUUGCAAUAAAAUGAAUUAAUAUAAUCUUGGCAAGAGCAAAUAAUAAAAGUAGUUUCAUUUGUUACUCACUCCUAUUAAGCUGGAACAUUCAUUUCGGAAUAAGAAUCAUUAUUUGGGGAAUUCAUCCUACUAUCAACAUACAUCUCCCAGAACUAUUCUACCAUCGUUUACUCCUCAGAAGAAAAAAGCAUAGAUAAGUUUUGAAGAAUCAAAGAAUUCUCCGCAAUCCUAGUUGGUUACAUCCUUUAAAAUUAGACCAAGAGACACUCAUUAGGAGAAAGUCUAAUUGUAAAGCAAUUUGGUUAAGAUCCAAUCGAGAUUGAUUCCCGAUGAGAGUUUUGUAUUCAAAGCUAAAUAUGCAGGAAGAUCUAGAAAGGGGUUCUAAUUAAACAAUGCUUCUAAAGUGAAUCAGGAUACUUAUGUGUGUUGUGCGAGGAUCGAAAAUAAUGAAUGCAUUCAUCUGUUUGCAGUUUGUGAUGGACAUGGCGAACAUGGACAUUUGGUUAGUGGAUUCGUAAAGGCUCAACUUCCAUAGUUAGUAUCCAAGAAUAGAAUGAUGCUCGAGAGAAAUUCUCCUUAAGGGUUGAUGAUCAUUAUUUAAUAACUGUCUGAUAUGUUACAAUAGAGUCAUAUUGAUAUUUCCUUUUCAGGAUCGACUUUAGUGAUAGUGUAUGUUUAAAAUAAUAAGCUUUAUUGUGCAAACCUGGGGGAUUCAAGAGCUGUACUGUUGAAUCGAGAUGAAACAUGGAGAUUGAAACCGUUGUCAAGAGAUCACAAGCCGAGUUGCAAAGAUGAAGCUAAUCGAAUCCAGGCUAAUGGAGGCAGGAUAGAUCCCCUGAUGAAUGGCUUAGGUCUCUUUGUGGGUCCUCUAAGAGUGUGGACAAAGCAAAAUGUUCCUGGUUUGGCUAUGACAAGAUUACUUGGGGAUGAAAUUGCACAUUCAGUUGGAGUAAGUGAUAAACCUGAAAUCAUGUAAUUCGAUUUGGGAAGGAAUGAUAAAGCCAUAAUAUUGGGGAGUGAUGGAUUAUUUGAAUUUUUGAGUGAAGAAUAAAUAAUCAAUUGCAUCUCUCCAUAUUAUGAUACAUCAAAUAUUGAAGGGGCUUGUAAUCAGUUGAUGUUGGCUGCAUGCAACAGUUGGAUGUAAAAAUGCCAUAACUUAAUUGAUGAUAUUACUUUCAUAGUAUUAUUCUUAACUUAUUGA